AUGGAAGAAGCGGGAGGAAAAGGGACUCUUUUUUUUCUCUCCUCCCCCUUAAUUUUUUUUUCCUCGUUUCACCUUCACUUCUCGUUGCUUAAGCUGCCCACCUCCAACUCUGUUGGAGACUCUUGGCUCUCUUUCUCGUCUCCUUCUCUUUCAUUUCUAUCUGCCUAUCUAAUACCACUCGUCUUCCUUCUUAUAUCUGUUUCGCUUUAUUUUACUCUCACACUCUCUACACCCCCCUCUCUUAGACCCUCUUUCUUUCUACUUCUCUUUCCAUCUCCCUCCUUCUGCGCAGAAUCGCUGGUAGAUCGUGAAUGUAGGUAUGAAGAAGAAGAGAAAUACAUUAUGGUAAGGCUGCCCAGGCCCUUAACAGCAAACCUUUCUUUCUUUCUAUCUUUCUUUCUUUCUAUCUUUCUUUCUUUCUUUUAUUUACCUUCAUUUGUUAAAAAAUAUUAUAUCCCUUAUUUUUGA
Acanthosepion pharaonis is the source of this 468-nucleotide messenger RNA. The record is from the annotation of a GenBank genome assembly. NCBI's taxonomy places the organism in Eukaryota, Metazoa, Mollusca, Cephalopoda, Sepiida, Sepiidae.